ACUUGAAAGUUAAAUGCUACUACGUUUUCUUCCCUGUUUGUAUAGGCUUAACAGAAGACCGGGACAACCACAGGUACUCGUCAACAUCACGGACUGUGUACCCCGUCGCUCAGGUGUUUCGUACGGCACUCGUCAAGCUAGACAGGUGCGGUGGAACUUUCUCCUCCGGAAGACAUUAUCAAAGGACAGACAGGAAGGAACGAGGAGGAGCUGUGUUAUUAAGAGCAUGGAGGAAGCUACAAAAUGCACAAUGGAUUGUGAUCGCGCAGGAUUCAACCGAAACUUGUAGCUGACAACCGUUUAUUGACACAUGUUUGCACACUGUGAGUAGUUCACAUCACACGGCACCGAAAGACUGCCAGCCGAACAAUAGUCAUGCCAACUUAUGAUCCAAUUUAUUUGAUAAUCCACCGACCUAUUUUGGUAGUCCUGGGCAAACUUUAACACUCGCUCAUGAUCGAGCGUUUACCUGUCAUACACGCUGCCAUAGCAGCUGUACAUUGUGCCGGUUCUUGUUUGCUCUGCCACUCUUAAUCUGAUGAACACGAAUCUGUCCAGACUCUGGUAUUUCGCACUGGAAAAUUCAAAUUAGGACACUGACUGUCUGAACCAUGGUCUGAACACAGUGUAAGGGAACUCAGUGUGUAUUCAAUCUAACCGUAGAGAAGGUACCACGCCAACCUUGGAUAUUUUAUUUAGUUGUCACUGUGAAAGUUGUGACCGGACAGAACAUGAUGACAUGGUUUUUGGAUAUCACAACGAAAAGGAGACCACGUACAUGUUCUGAGUGAGAUAAGCUACUGGACAACACUGUUAAACUUGUGUGUUUAUCUAUAAUCUGCAGUUACUUGGAUCUGUUUGUUGUCAAGAUGAGCAGGUACUCUCGCAUGGACAUGGGGCUGACUGUCAAGGAAGACAGGGCCCUUCAGAGGAAUUCGUUCGCCCGUCGACAUCUGGACGCCAACUUGGAGGUACAGCAGAGCAUGGAGAAGAUGCACCUUCAGACGAUUCGAAACGAGAAGAUGAAGCUGCAGCGAGAGUUGGAAAAGAUGCGAGGUCGAGGCAGAGGAAACCCGCGGAUACUCGGGAGGAGGCACACGGCGUCGAUGAGCAGCAACACGGCGAGACUCACCCAGCUACGAUUGAAUAAAGAUCCGAAUGAGAGAUUCAAAGGGCAAGGGUUGUCGCAGUCCUUCAACGGGGGGAACCGAUCGCUUAAAAUUUCCGGGAGAGCGACGUCACCUACUCCCGGUGCGACCGGGGAGCCCAACACGGCCAGAGCACCCAUGGAAGCAGUCGGUCGCGGCCGGCACCACACCGUUGAAUUGCCGUCGAUUAUCCCAGGAGGACGCAGCCCACGAAGCGGUUAUCACAACCGGCAGGAGCCGGGCGGUGAGGAUUACAUUCGCGAGCAACAGAUGCUGGAGCACAAGAGAAACCUGAACAAGAAGCAGGAGGAGCUCCAAGCAAGGAUGGAGAAGUUUGGCGACGACUUGGGGCAGAAACACCGCGACACUACUACCAAUGGUGAGACUCGACGCUCCCCGUCCGAGCGUAGUGACACUAAAAGUGACGAUGGUAUCACCGGCAGCUCCGAUCCCAGCGCUAGCUUUCCGCCAUCUCAACCAUCUCAACCGCAUAGCACCGAUACUCCGCUCAGCUCCAGACAAAGAAGUAACUCCUUCUCUGAAUACGAUCUGCAAUCGGUGAAGAACUCCAUCACGAAGAGAUUGGUUGGCGACGAGCAACCCCCCACCGACCCCAACGACGCAUCCACUACAGAGAGCCCUCAACUCAACCGCACCACGUCAACAGUAUCAUCUGUGACUGGAAAUGCCAAACUCCGCAAGAAGAAAACCUCGGUGGGUAGCGACUCCAAACAGAAAGGAAUCCCACUGAACUUGGACAUGGUGUUCGACCAAGACACUUACGCACCUGACGGUAGCUUGCGUACGAUGCACAUGCUACCGGACCCCAUGGAAACCUUUGAGGAAGCAAAGAAGGCCCGGUACCUGCGCUGGAGAGGACCCAAAGAAGACGAUAUCGAGCUCACGGUGAAUCAAAUUUUUGGUAAAGCUGAGAGCUCGCUCACACGGAAGGACAGCGUGUAAUCUCUACUCUGCAGGAUGGAACACGUACGCAGCAGAAAUUAAAAUGUGAAAUAUUGAAAUAUUGACAGUUUUUAUCACAUUGCAAAGAGAACAAAAAACACUACAUACAGUAUUGGUGAUUGUGUAUCCCUACUAGAUUGUGGUCAAUAUUGAAACUUCUAUAGCUCCAUGGUUGAAAUAACACUUAUGUACAGUCACCAUUUUGUGUUAUACGAAUAGUUUAAACUAGACCGGAAUGAGGCUGUGUGACGAACUGCGCCCGUCUCAUAAUGCAGAACGGCUUUAAGAUCAAAUUUAGUUUUGUGAUGCACUCAUUUUCUAAAAGAUAGCGUCCUCGUGAAAGUUUGAAAAUAGUUAAAACCUCGCCCUAAAAUGGAGUAGAACUUCAUUUUAUUUGAUGCUCUUUCUGGACGAAAUUUUGAAACAGGAUGUCAUCGAAAAACACAUGCAGAGGGGCGUGUACACUUCAAAGAGGAAUUAUUGUGGAAGGUUCAAAGCAAAAUUUUGCAAAAAAUGUAUAGACCUUUAUUUGUUAUCUGACGUCAUCGAAAGUGUUUGGAUUUUGACAAAAAAUGGCAGUUAAAGAGUAUCCAACAUAUUGGUACGUUACACCAUUUAAACGUGAGGUGAAGAGGCUUGCAAUCAUGUUUCCCUCUAAUGAAAAAUUAGUGGACACAAAACUUUUAAUACAACAUUUUUUGAGCCCUCUUUAAAGAGCAAGUUGGGAAACAUUCCACGAAUGUCGUAAGCUUUUGUAAGCUUAUAACUUUAGAAAUACACCGAGGCUUGGAGAAAAAACCUUGAGUGCCUCAAACUAAUGGAAACUUUGUGUAUAUUUUUGCUCUAAAAAUGUUUGUACGAUGUACAUGUAUAUAGUUUUGUUUUUACCAUUACACGUGUCAGCGCAAGUUUAGGUAUGAAUUUGUUUUUUGAAUUUGUUGU
Asterias rubens (European starfish) is the source of this 3053-nucleotide messenger RNA. RefSeq names its product coiled-coil domain-containing protein 190-like. Bases 870 to 2111 code for a protein of 413 amino acids. The transcript has a single exon. NCBI's taxonomy places the organism in Eukaryota, Metazoa, Echinodermata, Asteroidea, Forcipulatida, Asteriidae. The record is from RefSeq and is a predicted model, not a curated record.